Messenger RNA from Trichoderma reesei QM6a, 1377 nucleotides. RefSeq lists its product as uncharacterized. The record is from RefSeq and is a predicted model, not a curated record. The coding region runs from base 1 to 1377 and encodes 458 amino acids. Lineage: Eukaryota; Fungi; Ascomycota; Sordariomycetes; Hypocreales; Hypocreaceae. The transcript has 3 exons. Gene Ontology annotation, biological process: carboxylic acid transport; transmembrane transport. Gene Ontology annotation, molecular function: carboxylic acid transmembrane transporter activity. Gene Ontology annotation, cellular component: plasma membrane.
AUGGUCCUCUUCUCAGGCCUGGCCAUUGGAUCCGACGGCUAUAACGCGGCCGUGAUAGGCAACGUCGAGCUCCUCCUCGGAGUCGUCUACCCCAAUGACCUUUCCAACUCCAUCUACUCGCGCCUCAGCAACGCCUUCCUCAUCGGCAUGAUCAUCGGCAUGCUCUUCUUCGGCGUUGUCGUCGACCAGCUGGGUCGCAAGACGGGCGCCGUGGCCACCACCAUCCUCCUCGUCUUGGGCAUCGCCAUGUCCGCCGCCGCCAACGGCACCUCGCCCAAGGGCCUCUUCUGGAUGCUCAUCGUCGCCCGGGGCGUUGCCGGCGUCGGUGCCGGAGGCGAGUAUCCCGUGUCGGGCGCCGGUGCCGUCGAGGCCACGGACGAGAGCCACCAGUACCGAAAGCACCGCGGCUUCAUGUUUGCCAUGCUGGCGGAUUUCUCCUCGGACCUUGGGUAUGUCUUUGGCGGGCUGGUGCCACUCCUCUUGCUGCUGUGCGUCGGCCAGAGAGAGGACAAGUAUGACAUUGUCUGGCGGACGUCGUUUGCCCUUGGCGCGAUCCCUCCGCUCGGCAUCUUUUGGUUUCGUAUGCGCAUGGCCGUUGCCACGGCGUAUCGAAAGUCUGCCAUGCGAAAGCAGCGAGUGCCGUACCGGCUGGCCCUGAAGCGGUACUACCGGCCACUUGUAGGAGCCGCGGCCAGUUGGUUCCUGUAUAACUGGAUCUCCAUUCCCUUUGGCAUCUUCAGUUCAACCAUCAUCAACCGUGCCAAUGUGGGACAGAGCCUGACCAAGUCUCUGGGAUGGGGAGUUCUCAUUAACUGCUUCUACCUCCCGGGGCCCUUCUUGGGAGGUUAUCUGUCUGAUAGGAUCGGGAGACGGCAGACGAUGGCCAUCGGCUUCGGGCUGCAAGCGAUACUUGGGUUUGUGCUUGGGGGUGCAAUCGGCCCUAUCCAGACAGUCUUUCCUCUCUUCGUUGUGCUCUAUGGCAUCUUCUUGACGCUCGGCGAGGUGGGACCCGGAAGCACCGUCGUCCUGACUGCUUCCGAGUGCUUUCCCACGUCCAUCCGCGGCCAGAUGAUGGGCCUCAUCAGCGCCUGCUCCAAGGCCGGAGCCGCCAUCGGCACGCAGGUCUUUACGGCCAUCCUCAACAAGUACGCCGGCAAUCCCGACAAGGGGAACCAGGUUGCGUUCCUCAUCGGCUCGGCGUUUGCCGUGCUGGGCGGGCUUGUGGCCUUUUUCGUCAUCCCGGAUGUGUCGCGCAGGCUGGAGGACGAUGACGAGGCGUGGAAGGUUUAUCUGGCGGAUCACGGAUGGGAGGCGACGUGGGGAGAUGCUGAGACUAGGGAUCCCAAGGGAGUGGUGUUGAAUUGUCAGGCUGAUUAA